AUGAUUUCAAACAAUACAAGAAUUCGAGAGCUGACCACCAUCGUCUCCACCCAUACACAGAAGAUAGACGACUAUUUGCUUUCACACAAUAAACCCACUCCCUCUUUCGAUGUUGGCUGUCCGGAAUUAGACCUACCAGAAGAUCUUCAGGCUUCUCGGGAGCUCGUCAUUGACGCUACUACCGAGCUCAAGGAGCUUCUCCAAGGCCCAAAACAAUUUCUGCUCAGUAAUCCAGUAAGUUUGAGUUUUAGAAAAGUUUGAAAAGGAUCUGUUAACAAACCUCUCUUCUUUAGCCAAAUUAUUUCGUCAGCUUACACGCUAUAUAUCGCUACAACAUAGAACAGACAUUUCCGGUCGGAGGCGAGGCGACUUUCGACCAGGUCUCCAAAGUUUGCGGAUUGAAUGAGCCGGACGUGAGAAGAGUUCUCCGACAUGCGAUGGCUCAUCAUAUUUUUCGCGAGCCCAGAAAGGGGAUCGUCGCUCAUACAGCAUUUUCACAGAUGCUGGCGGAGAACAGCAAAAUGAAAGCAUGGAUGGGUGCACUGGCCGACGAUAUCUGGCCCUCAGCCGUUCAGGUGAGGAAAGUCGUCUUUGCAACAUUGAUCAUUGUUGACUGAAUUAGACUGUUCCGGCUAUGAUCAAAUGGCCGAACUCCCAGGAGCCCAAUCACACUGUAAAUCUCAUUCCGUACACCUACUGGCCCAAUUCUGACUUUGAAACAGGGAUUUUCCAAGGCCCAUGACACUCAAGAUUCCAUGUAUUUAGAGCUGGGAAAGGACCCUAAGCGAGCCGCCCGUUUCGGUCAAGGAAUGUCAGCCUUCGCCGCAGACACAGGCUUCGCACCACACUACCUUAUCGAUUAUGAACUGUGGAGUUCCUUGAAAGAAGGAACUGUAGUCGAUCUCGGAGGUUCUCAUGGAGGUUCAAUGAUAGCUCUCGCUACCAAAUACAAAUCUCUAAAGUUCGUCGUCCAAGACCUCCCUAGCACAAUUGACAGUCGCCCUUCACUACCCGAAGAUUUGGCCAACCGGAUAACCUUCAUGUCGCACGAUUUCCUCACCGAACAGCCAGUCAAGAAUGCUGAAGUGUAUUAUUUCCGUCGCGUCUUCCACAAUUGGCCGGAUACUUAUUGUAUCCGUAUGCUCCGCAAUUUGAUCCCAGCGCUGAAGCAACACGCAAGAAUCGUCAUCAACGAUGCUUGCUUACCAGAACCUGGUACCCUCCCACUGAUGGCCGAGAGGAGGCUGAGGUAUGUACAAUGAUGACUUGAUGUGAAAGUGCUAAUUUGUGACAGAGCGCUGGAUUUAACCAUGCUGACAAUUCAAAAUUCGCGGGAGCGAGAAGCUCAUGACUGGAAAGCACUGUUUGAGCAAGCUGACCCGAGAUUCAAGUUCCAAGGCAUCAAGCAGCCUAUGGGAUCUGAGCUUGCUUUCAUUUUGGCGAGCUGGGAACCUGGGAGCGAUAUGGGAGAUGGGUUGUCAAGUGCAAGUCUAGUAAAUGGAAAUAGGGCGCCUAAUAAAGACUAG
Messenger RNA from Hymenoscyphus albidus, 1526 nucleotides. The record is from the annotation of a GenBank genome assembly. Lineage: Eukaryota; Fungi; Ascomycota; Leotiomycetes; Helotiales; Helotiaceae.